UCCGAGAGCCUCGACCUAUUUCAAACGAAUCUUCGUAGGCCUAUAGGCAAACCUUGCCAAGAAACUGACAGAUUGGGCUACAGGGACGGGCAAGGGUUGUUGGGCCAACUGGGAGCUAGUUGAUCGAUCAUUACUUCACAUCCCCUUGCCAGUGCCAAGUUCGACUCGUGAGCCCGAGUGCCAAGUUGCCAUGCUGCAAAUUCAAACAUCAGGCAAGCCCUAGUGCCUCAUUGUACAUUGUACUGCCUUGAGAUGACGCCCGCUAGUGGAAUACAAAUAGUGAGCAGGUCCAUAUGAUACACGAUGUACCCCAAAGCAACACCCAAUAAUGCGCUCACUGGUACUUUUCUGCAUCUUCCUUUACCUCGUUGGAGUCAUCCAAGCUGCACCUACUACAAAUACAACUACUAGCACUAGUAGCGGCAUUCCUGAAGUCCCAUCAUUCACAAAUAGAACCCUGUGGCACAUCCUCUCGAGCUGCGUUCUUGCUAUAUUCGCGUGCAUUUACAGUGCCAUUCACCCUAAUAUCCCGAGUCCUAAGGACAGCUCCGUUCUUAUUCUAUGGCGACGACUUGGCACCAUGAUAAUGGCACUAAUCACUCCUGAAGUGAUCGUCUUAUGGGCCAUGCGCCAGUGGUUCAGCACUCGUUAUGUUACCAAACAGUUUGAGGAAUCAGGAUAUUUCGGUGUUCCUCCGCCGCAGGAGCAGCCUGGAGAUUAUGGGUCCAUCCAAGCAACUGCGGAGCAAUAUGUUGAAGAUCGUGAUAGCACCCGGCUUCUCAUAGCACAUCCUGAAGCACCCACCUCAAUAUAUGGGGGAACUCAUGCUCUUGCGAGGCCGUUCAAAUAUUUGUUUAAGACAUAUGUUUCAGAGCAAUCUGAAGAUUAUUCGUGGACUCAGACGCACAGUUUCUUUGUGCUGAUGGGUGGUUUCAUGCUUUACGUGGACGGGAAACCCUACCUUACACUACAACCUGAUGAUAUUCUCAAACUGAUAUGUAAGGGGUUCAUCGACGCCCCUACCCUAAUGGCAAAACAAAUCGAGGACAGGAGCAAAGGCAAUGCGAUAUCGAAAGGAUUAAUCAUCCUUCAAGUGGGCUGGUUUGUCAUGCAGCUCAUCACUCGCGCCAUUUAUCACCUCGAAAUUACCCAGCUCGAAGUGGGGACACUCGCUUUUGCGGUUCUCAAUUUCCUAGUUUAUGCUGUGUGGUGGAACAAGCCUCUUAAUGUGCAAUGUCCAUAUCCAGUGUACUGGAAGUCAACCGAGUCAAGGCCAGAAGAUUACAUUAAUGACGCGGUUGAAGAAAAAGAACCCACUGGGCUCAAAGAGUUCUUGGAUUUGGGCAUUUUCCCAAUUCUAGAACUGAUGGGCGCAUCCACAUCUCAAAAGCUCCAAGUUCCAACAUUUGAUGGCAGCAUCAAAUUCGAUAAUUUGGAUAUGACAGUUCUUAUGCUUUCUGCGUUGCUUAUAGCAACCAUAUUUGGCGGCGUCCAUUGUAUAGCUUGGUUUCUUUCCUUCCCCACAUAUCAGGAACAAGUCCUAUGGCGCACGAGUGCCGUCGUUACAACUUGCACACCCUCGGUUAGUCUUUGUUUUUUGUGCAUUGCAGGGAUUUUUGUCAAAUCCGAGUCACAUGCAUUCCGAAUUAUCGCUGUGCUUUUGUUCGCCAUAUCUUCCAUAAUGUAUGUCACAGGACGUGGCGUCCUCUUGAUACUCAUGUUCACCACUUUGCGCAAUCUUCCUCCUGACGUAUACAAGGUGGUGUCAUGGACCGCUUUGGUGCCGCACUUGUAGUUCUUGGUAAUGGUACUUGCGUUCAUACUUUCUAGUCAUAUUCACGCACUGCCAUACUCGUAGUAUCGCG
Molecule: messenger RNA, 1865 nt
Organism: Suillus fuscotomentosus
Lineage: Eukaryota; Fungi; Basidiomycota; Agaricomycetes; Boletales; Suillaceae
Exons: 6
Coding region: 329-1795 (488 amino acids)
Source: RefSeq, a predicted model, not a curated record